Messenger RNA from Schistosoma intercalatum, 5741 nucleotides. The record is from the annotation of a GenBank genome assembly. NCBI's taxonomy places the organism in Eukaryota, Metazoa, Platyhelminthes, Trematoda, Strigeidida, Schistosomatidae.
GAAUUUAAGUGAGUAACUUUUGAUGUGUCGUUAGUUGACUACGAGAGUAGGCUUUCUAAGAAAUAGUCAUAAGUUCAUGAGUGUGUUAGAUUAAAUAAAAUUUAAAACUGGUUAGUUUUAGAACAGAUGUCUAAGAAUUGUAAAGAAACCGACUAUGAAUUUUCCCGAUAACCCUUUCCAAUACAGAAUAUAAAUAUAUUCAGAAAAUAUUAUUGGAUCUGAAAUGAAAUAUGACAACUCAAACUCUAACAACCAAGAAGAGUUCCUCAGUUCUUCCAGUGAAAACAGAUCAAGGGAACAUGAUAAAAGCUGAUUCUUUAUCAAAUUAUCCUUCUGACAAGCAAAAAAUACCCAAUAAUAUUGAUACUAAGAUAAUAUCCACAUCAACUUUACUUGAAAAGGAACCAAUUAUCAGUCAUAAUAAUAAAACCAAUACUAAUUUGACAAAUUGUAAUUCUUCAUCUUUACAAGAUAAAAAAUGCACAAUGAAACAGGAUACACUAAUCACUUCUCAACCAAUCAAAAUACAGUUACGUGAAGAAUCUAAAGAGUGUAGAAUCAAGAAACAAUUGGAUCUUAUGAAUGCAUCAACAGGUGAACAGAAUUACAACAAAUCUCAUUUCUUACAAAAUUCUCGACCACAUAUAUGCAUGUCACCAAGAUGUCCACCAGAUGGUGCAGCAGUUCAUGAAAUCUCUCCAUCCAAUCUCAGUAAAUCAAAUAAAUCAGUUAUUUAUGAAAAUUUGAUUGACAGAUAUUUAUUAAUGGAACAUGAUAAUCAUUUACCAAAAGAAAUCUCUUCACAAUCAUUAGCUACUACAAGUACUGUUAACAGCGUUACAACAACACCAACUUUUAUUGAUAAUUCCUCCAUUACGAAAAAUCCCAUGAACAACAAUGUCAAAGACAUUAUGACACACAGAGUUUCAACUCAAAGUACUCAAACAAAUUCCGACAUAAUGACAGUUACAUCAGCUAGUCUUGUACAUGAUUCUCUUUCCGCUUGUGAUAGCAAUAAUAAAAGUCAUUUAACCUCAGAUACGAUUAAUUCGUAUCUGUCCCCAUCCAAGAAAACUGUAAAUAUCCCUACCCAACCUCAUUCAUUAGUCAAUACAAAUACUUGGUUCCCACCUCCUCCUCCGACACCACUUCAAGAUUCAAUAAUGAAUUCUACAAAUGUUGAUUUGAAAGCACCGCACUAUCAUGAACAUUGUCGUCCAGAUGAAGUUCGUUCAUUAGUUAUAGACAAACUUUCUGAUAAAUCCUCUAAUAUCAUUACCAAUUUAAAUGUAUCUACAACUUCUGAAUUCAACUGUUCAACAAAAACUAGUACAUCUGUUUCUUCAACAACAAAUUUUAAAUUAUCCACAUCGCCACCAACACCACCUUUACCUCCACCAUCUUCCCCACCCUGUCCACCAUCAGUUCCACCAAGACAUCCAGCUACUUCAUUACAAUAUAAAAUCGAACUGACUGAUUUACCGAAAACUGUAUCUGAAAAGGUGAAGAACAAUAAUGUUUUGGAGAAAUCGGAGAGCAAAUCUCAUCAAAACUUUCAUGACACAGAUAACACAUUAUCAGUGCAAACCUCUUUGAGAACAUCAUGUAAAAAUCCCGUCACAGCUAACAUUCCAAAUAAACAGAGUUCAAUUUGUCAGUCAGAUAAAUUAUCAGAUUCUUCCGUAAUGAAAAUAUUAGCAAAUAAUUCCUCCGAGAUGACAGAAUCUAAGGCACAACCAGUUUCAACCAGUGAUCUAGAUGAAAGAAACAAAGAUUCAGCAAAAUAUCCUCUUGAUGGAAGAUCUGUUGUUCCAUGGGAUUCGAAUCAGAAAGACACUACUGUCUUACUUUCAACCACUUCAUCACAGAAAACACUUCAAACAAAUGAAACAGAAAUGAUUAAAUCAACAUGCAUUCUUUCUCACGCUUCAACAGUAACUUCUUCUACUUCAUUCCCUGACAAACGAAAUGUCAACUGGGCAUUUUCAAACCAACAUAUUUCUUCUUAUCCUUUAGAAAAACUAGAUUCAAUUAAUCUUGACUCAACAAAUCCAGUUUUAAUUAAAAAACAAUCAGUAAAAUUUCAUGAAUCAAACAGAUUACAAAAUGAUCAAAAAUCAAAUGUCACUGUAACUAGACCGAAUUUUUUAUCAGAUUUCAUAUUGAUAAAAUCUACACACCCUGAUCAGCCAUCGAUUAAACGCCUUAUUUCACCUGAUGAUUUGAAAAAUGAACGUACUAUUCGAAGGCAUUAUAAUAUUACAAAUAAUCAUAAUCUAAAUCAAUCUGUCUUAUUAGAGAAUGAAGGACAAGAUGAAUUUGUACCAUUUAUUUAUUCAGUAAAAGAUCCUACACUUUUAAAUCAUCAUAACCGAGAAUUAUUAAUAAAUAGUCAUCCAGAAAUACAAUCAAAUCAACCAUUUGAUGUAGCUUGGUUGAAAGCUCAACAAAGGAUGGAAUUGAUCAAUUCAAAUAACACACGAAAUGGAAUUCGUCGAUCUUGUCGUGAUUUCGCUCAGCGCCAAAUCAGUGCAGAACCCACAUUUACGAAUAUGCAAUCAAGUAUUAUGCAUUUAUCUCCAACAAGAACACAUAAAGAACAUUUCGCCUCUAGAAUUCCACCUACCAGUAAGAAUAGUAAUGUACUUUUAAUGACACAAUCUAGUUUACCAGCUGGAUUUCCUGAACAACAAUCAGAAUACUUUAUGCAUUACAGACAUAAAUCUGAUAACCUUGUUCAUAAUAACCCUAAUUUUGUCACAGAUAUGAGAUCGACUCGCAUGUCAGGCGAUUCUACACAUGUACAGUAUUAUCCUCAAAGAAAUCGUUCAUAUAAUUCUGAGAAUUCCUGUAUGACAGAUUUAUUUGCACCAAGUUACAACAGUAGUAUGACGCAAUCUGUAUUCUUCCCUCUAGAUUCAGGAUGGGGCCCACCAGAUGUUAAAUCAAAUGAUUCAACCAGCUCUAAACACAAAAAACAUCAUUCAAAUAUGAUUCGUUCACACAGUCAACGUACUGCCGAUCCACAAACUACUUUAUUAGAAGGUAAUCAGUUAAACACGUCCUCAGAUCACACAAGAUGUUUAAUACCUUCAAAAUAUUAUCAUCGUAAUUUAAGUCAAACAGUACCAACCAAUCCAGAUAGUAAUUCCAUUUGGCCUCCAGUUCUUGUUCAAUGGCAUAGAAGACGACCAAAUGUUGCUGUUAGUUCAGAAAAUUUCCCCGACAUAAUAGAUUACCAGGGAAGUAAAAGAUACAAUGAGAAUCUACACAUUCCAGCUGAAUAUUACAGACAUCGAAAAUCAGAUUUUCCACGUCAUCAUAGUAGUAGUACAACAGCGAUAUCUGAACAACUUGAAAAUCAACUAUGGUUUCACUGUGAUCUUUCACGUUCACAUGCAGAAAAAUUAUUGAAAUCUACACCAACAGGUAGUUUUCUUGUAAGAAGAAGUGAGACAAGUAAAACAGAACUAUCACUAUCAAUAAAACGAGAAAGUGAUGUACUUCAUAUGAAAAUUUCACAAGAUCCUGAAACUGGAGGUUAUGUUUUAGGCGAAUAUAGUCAACCAUAUCCAAGUGUUUCAUCUAUGAUUUAUCGUUAUUCACGAACUUUACUACCAGUACGUGGUACAACUCCGGUGUUGUUACGAUUCCCAAUCAGUCGUAUUGCAUUUUCACAUUAAAUAUAAAUCAAACAACUCAUAACUAUGUGUCAGUUAUACAGUCUAUUUACUUAGUGAUUUAUUUAUACAUCUCUUUAUUACUACUUCUUUUUUUUCUAACAGAUAUUCAUGAUUAUCAUAUUGUUUUUACAAUUCUCUACCCCAUUCACUUUUACAUUUUCUUUUUUUCUUUUGGAGCUUUAUUGUCUAUUUUAGCUAAAUUUCAUUUUCUUUGUAUUUAUAUCUAUUUAACAUUUCAAUAUAAAUGUCAACUUGUCCUACAUUUAUUUACAUUAGUCCACAUAUAGUGUCUUUCGUAUUAGUACUAUGAUGAAUAAGUCAACAACAACAACAAAAAAUGUUACCGAUGUUUAACACGAAUACUCCUGGUUAUAAAAUUACAAUUUAACUAGCAUUUAAUAAUUGUUUCGUUAUACCAGUGCUUUUCUUUUUCUACGAACCAUGAACAAACCACAUGUUUAUUUUUCAACUCUUUGUUGAUUUCUUUUUUCUUUUGAUAAGUUCAUAAUUCAGAUUUCUUCCAUUUUUCUUCGCCGAAUCAUCAAAUGUAAUAUCUUCUAGUUACUAACUGUCUAAUUACUCAAUAUUUAUAUUAUUCAACUCAUUAACAUAAUUCAGUAAAUUUAUACUGUUGUUUUUUAUAACGGAAAACUAUUUGAACUAUUUUACACAUAGAUUCAAAAUGUUCGCUUUUAGAAUAACUAGGGCAAAACUAUUCACAAAGAAUCGUUAACACGCACAAGCUUUAAACACAUGUGUAUAUUCAAUAUUACUAAAUAACUUAACAUUGUGUCUUUUUUUUUCUUCAUCCGCUUACUUGUUUAUUGAAUUAUGAACAUUGUGUUUGAUUGGGUAGUUUCAAAUUUUUGAAGUGUGCUACUUUAGGUUGUAAUUACUUUUAUUGCUUUGAAUUUUGUUGUGUGUUUUUUUGGUCACUUGAAUUUAUAACAUAAAUGUUGGGAACAAUAGGACCGCAGUAUAUACAUACAUUUCUCCAGCAAAUUUCAAGAGAACAUUUAUUCUGAAAUAUCGUCACCAUCAUUGUAGUUGUUACUGUGGUUAUUCUCAAUGUCAUUAUUUCUUUCAAAUAUUCAUUACUGUAUGAUUUUUAUUACUGACCUCUAGAGCUGCUGUUCUUUACGUGUCUCUAUAAUAUAAAUUUCAGCUUCAAUGCUAACUAUUUCGUUAUACACUCAAUCUAGUUAUUCGAUUUAACGGUUACCUCUAUGAGUUAUAAAUAUUAGACUUGAAUAUAUUUACAAUAAUAAUUAGAGUACAGAAAUAAAGGUGAUAUAAUGUAUAAUUAUCUUAUCGUUCCAAAAAAUCGUAACGAAGUGUUUUAUUUAACUAACCAUAGAUUUACUGCCGUAUUGUUGGUAAUCUGAAACAAGAUGAAAUUUGCUAAAGUAAUACAACAUAUUCUAUAUUAACUAAAUAAAAUACGUUUAUAUCUUAUCUGUUCAUCAAUCGGUUUAUAAUUACCAAAACUUAUGGUUAUCUAUAAUUGAAAGUGUUCAAGCAAUUCCAUAAACCAUAACCGUUUAUUUGAGUCACUUACCAGGACAAUACUCUAUGGACUAAGUAAUGUACCUUUAGAAAUCUACCUUUUAGAGAAAGUAAUUACCAUUUUUUUCAAUAUGCUUGUUGAUAUUUGCUACUUUUUUUAUACCAGUGAAGUAAUCACUGCUUUUUUUCUAUGCUUAAAAGGAACUAUAGGUCAUACACGCUGGUUAUCUAUAAACUUCACCUAACAUAAACCUACUGCCUACCUUUGAGUUCAUAAUCCUUCCACCGACUGCUAUCAGUUGAAUAUAUUUUAACUCACGAUAUUUGAUACUCAUCCCACUAAUUAUGAUGUCUAUGAAAGUUAUUUACUUUAAACUGUUAAGUAGCACCACUUCAAUUUUCGCGAAAUUUUUAUUAAAUGAAGGCUGUACCAGGAGAAUUUUCUUGAUAAUUCGCUUUAUUGUUUAACUCUACAACAACAUAUUUAUUCUGAAAUCAUCAUGUAGGUUAAUUCUAUGACUCCAAUCAAAUAAAUGCCCAAGUACCGAAUUC